Messenger RNA from Scutellospora calospora, 2022 nucleotides. NCBI's taxonomy places the organism in Eukaryota, Fungi, Glomeromycota, Glomeromycetes, Diversisporales, Gigasporaceae. The record is from the annotation of a GenBank genome assembly.
AUGGAGCGUAGCAGCCAGCGUGUCAUUCACGCCUACGCCCAUAACGCCUCUGUUGCCAGGCAAUUCCCCGACACCGGCGCAAACACCUCCUUCACCCAUUUGCGCAAGGAUCUCUGGCGCCCUCUCUGGACUCUCUCAAUCCCCGAAGGCGAACACGCAGACGCUCAAGGCCGCCACGUCUUCAAGAAAUUGAGGGAAUGGCGGAAGCUGCACGAGACUUCAUGGGAGCCUCCCGCGCUGCUGUCAUUGAACCACUCGAAGAAGGAAAUUGAGAGACUGGAGGAGCAACUGAGGGACAGGGGUGGCAGCAAGAAGGAGAACGUGUACGAUGUCAUCAAGCACAAGAAGAAGAAGCUGAGGGUGGCUGCCGUUUUGGACCAGCGUGCAAACAGUGUGGCGGAUUUGGCUGCUGUUUUGGCGGCCCAGGAGGCCUUGGGCGCAAAGACGCAACAGAGCAAGAACGAGGAGGCGACAAGUCGGCGAGCAUAUCAGGUCCAGACUAUGAUUGAUCUGGCAAAAGAGGGGGAACAGGGCGGUCUCAAAAAGAUUGACCAGGAGAUCCAGCAACUGCAAAAGCAACACGCGGCGUCUUCCAAUGCCGACGAGCCAGCUGAGAUGUCCAAAACACAGUUGAGGAAGCAAGUGAAUGUGCUGAAAGCGCGAAAGGACAAGAUGGACUGGUCUAUGGAUCAAGUGAAGCGCGCGAAGGAGGAAUUGAAGGAGGGAUCAAAGGAGAGCAAUGUCGAGCUUUCGCCCGAGCAGCAGGACGCCCGCCUCCGCGAGAUGCUUCCCGAUUAUCCUAUGCCGAGAACGCUACCCAAGCGCGGACCAUUGCGCGCACGUCUGGAGCGUGGAAAGGCCCCUGUCUUUAGCACAGAAGGCAUUGUCAUCAAGUGGGCCAACCACUUGGACGCUGAAUACGCCGAAUCCUGGCCUGAGACGAUCGACCAUCAGCCCAUGGGCUUCGCCCGCAACCGUGCACCCAAUGCGGACCAAGAGCCCAUCAUGGAUGUUGCUAGCUCCAGGAACAGCAGAACUCAGGCCUAUAAGGCGAGCAGGGGAUUGAUGCAGGCCUUCGCCGAGGAGACGUCCGAGGUACCUCAAGGGGAGAUAUCCGAGGAGACUCAAGGGGUGAUAAGCGACAGCCAGGGCUUCAACAUGGCCAGAGGCGAGAUCGUGAAUGCGGUCAAAGAGGCUGUUGCCGCACGGGCUGCCAAACUGGCGGCGGGCGGUGCUGUGAAGUCAGGCAAGAGUGCGCCUGUCCCUGCGCCUGCGCCUGCUGAGCAGCCAGGCUCGCAAUACACAGCGUGUUGUACAAUUCUUUCUAUCUCAAUCUCAGGCUCUCGAGAGUUGGUCAGCUGUUUUAAAGUGUCAGUCGACAACAUGCCUCUUAAACUGGAUAAUAAUGAUGCUUCGCGCGUCUUUGACGCGUCCGCCCGUCUGAAAGAACCACACGCCACUCCAAACCAACCACGACAAAACAUCAGGCCGAUAUCAAAACCACUACACAUCAAACCAAGACUUCCAACACAAACACAACAGAAGAAAACAAAGCAAUCAUCAAUUCUCCCACAAGACCGUCCGCAUCCUAGGCAAAGUGCGCCAGCUCCGUGGCGAGCAAGCGACAAUCGACGCCGGAGGGCAGGUCAGCGUUUUCCUGAACCGCAAAGUCACAUCAACAGAUGUGAUGGUCGCCUCGGGUUAUUACACUUUGUGCUAACUUCACGUCAUCCAUCAACAGGACUCACACCUCCAACUCAACCACGCGGUAGAAAUCAUCGGCAAAGUGCAAAACGACCUGAGCGUGCGGAUUUCAACGCCGUCGAAGCACUGGUUGACAAGUCAUCAUCAGUCAGGGCAGGAACUGGAAGUUCUGUCACGCUGAAAAUGGAACAUGAAGGCAUAAGGCACCAUCGGCAUUGGACCAAGUCCAUCCAUCCAUCUGUCGUUGUGAGGGAUGAGGGCUGUGAAUGUGAUAGCCGCAUGCUCAACGAAGAAAAGCAGACUCCAAGGAGUACAUGA